Messenger RNA from Drosophila suzukii, 3948 nucleotides. NCBI's taxonomy places the organism in Eukaryota, Metazoa, Arthropoda, Insecta, Diptera, Drosophilidae. The record is from RefSeq and is a predicted model, not a curated record.
AUGGAUAACCUCAUAACGAUUGUAAACAAGCUGCAAGAUGCGUUCACAUCGCUGGGCGUCCAUAUGCAAUUGGAUCUGCCGCAAAUCGCAGUGGUCGGCGGCCAAUCAGCUGGCAAGAGUUCUGUUUUGGAGAACUUCGUUGGCAAAGAUUUCUUGCCUCGUGGCUCUGGUAUCGUGACACGCAGACCCCUUAUAUUGCAGUUGAUCAAUGGAGUUACCGAAUAUGGCGAGUUCCUUCACAUUAAAGGCAAAAAGUUCUCAAGCUUUGAUGAGAUCAGAAAAGAAAUCGAAGAUGAGACGGAUCGUGUGACCGGUAGUAACAAAGGCAUUUCAAACAUUCCAAUUAAUUUGCGCGUCUACUCGCCCCAUGUACUCAAUCUAACUCUGAUUGAUUUGCCUGGCCUAACGAAAGUGGCAAUUGGCGAUCAGCCAGUGGAUAUUGAACAGCAAAUUAAGCAGAUGAUAUUCCAAUUUAUUCGCAAAGAGACUUGUUUAAUUCUGGCUGUGACACCGGCCAACACGGAUCUGGCCAACUCGGAUGCCCUCAAGCUGGCCAAGGAGGUGGAUCCGCAGGGUGUGCGCACCAUCGGCGUUAUCACAAAGCUGGAUCUUAUGGACGAGGGCACCGAUGCCCGGGACAUUCUUGAGAACAAGCUGCUUCCUCUGCGCCGUGGCUAUAUUGGCGUGGUGAACCGAUCGCAGAAGGAUAUCGAGGGACGCAAGGACAUCCACCAGGCGUUGGCGGCCGAGCGCAAGUUCUUCUUGAGCCAUCCCUCCUACCGUCACAUGGCCGACCGUCUCGGAACCCCCUACUUGCAGAGGGUACUCAACCAACAACUCACCAACCAUAUUAGGGACACGUUACCUGGCUUGCGAGACAAGUUGCAAAAGCAGAUGCUUACACUGGAGAAGGAGGUUGAGGAGUUUAAGCACUUUCAGCCCGGCGAUGCCAGCAUCAAGACAAAAGCUAUGCUCCAAAUGAUUCAGCAGUUGCAAUCGGACUUUGAGCGGACAAUUGAAGGCAGCGGCUCAGCUUUGGUCAAUACAAAUGAGCUCUCAGGUGGAGCCAAGAUCAAUCGCAUUUUCCACGAACGUCUGCGAUUCGAGAUCGUUAAGAUGGCUUGUGAUGAAAAGGAACUGCGGCGAGAGAUCUCAUUCGCAAUUCGGAAUAUUCACGGUAUUCGCGUGGGUCUCUUCACUCCGGACAUGGCGUUCGAGGCAAUUGUGAAAAGGCAAAUAGCGCUGCUCAAGGAGCCGGUUAUAAAGUGUGUCGAUCUAGUCGUACAGGAACUUUCUGUGGUUGUGCGCAUGUGCACAGCUAAAAUGAGUCGAUACCCACGUUUGCGUGAGGAGACCGAACGUAUUAUCACAACACAUGUUCGCCAACGCGAACACAGCUGCAAGGAACAGAUUCUUCUGCUCAUUGACUUUGAGCUGGCCUACAUGAAUACCAACCAUGAGGACUUCAUUGGUUUCGCCAACGCUCAAAAUAAAUCUGAAAAUGCCAAUAAAACUGGUACUCGUCAGCUUGGCAACCAAGUUAUUCGUAAGGGUCACAUGGUCAUACAGAACCUUGGUAUCAUGAAAGGUGGAUCGCGUCCCUAUUGGUUUGUGUUGACCUCCGAGAGUAUCUCCUGGUAUAAGGACGAGGAUGAGAAGGAAAAGAAGUUUAUGCUGCCGUUGGAUGGUUUAAAAUUGCGUGAUAUUGAACAGGGAUUUAUGUCAAUGUCUAGACGUGUUACAUUUGCUUUAUUUAGUCCCGAUGGACGUAAUGUUUAUAAGGAUUACAAACAACUGGAGCUGUCGUGCGAAACCGUGGAAGAUGUGGAGUCGUGGAAGGCCUCCUUCCUGCGAGCUGGUGUCUAUCCCGAGAAGCAGGAGACUCAGGAGAAUGGCGAUGAGGAAGGACAAGAGCAAAAAUCGGCCAGCGAGGAGAGUUCCACCGAUCCACAGCUAGAACGGCAGGUCGAGACCAUCCGUAAUCUGGUUGACUCCUACAUGAAGAUCGUGACAAAGACCACGCGAGACAUGGUGCCCAAGGCAAUUAUGAUGCUGAUUAUAAACAAUGCCAAGGACUUUAUCAACGGAGAGCUUCUAGCACAUCUCUAUGCGUCUGGCGAUCAGUCCCAGAUGAUGGAAGAGUCGGCUGAGUCCGCUACACGACGAGAGGAGAUGCUGCGAAUGUACCGUGCUUGCAAAGACGCUUUGCAGAUCAUAGGCGACGUAUCCAUGGCAACUGUGUCCUCGCCCUUGCCUCCUCCAGUUAAAAAUGAUUGGCUACCAAGUGGUUUGGAUAACCCACGUCUUUCCCCUCCAAGCCCGGGUGGAGCCCGAGGUAAACCAGGACCUCCCGCACAGAGCUCCUUAGGUGGACGGAACCCACCAUUGCCACCAGCUACAGGCCGCCCAGCUCCAGCGAUUCCCAAUCGCCCAGGCGGUGGGGCACCACCACUACCCGGCGGUCGUCCCGGAGGAGCUCUGCCCCCACCAAUGUUACCAUCACGUCGUUAAAUUGUUGUCAGCAUCGAGAAACAUCUAUGGGGAUGAACUUCAGAAAGUAGCUUGCUGACGAUUUAACCAACACAAUACCCAAUUAUAGUAUACUUUCAACAAUUGUAAUUUGAUAUUAUUCCGGCAAAAUCCAAAAGCUAACAACGAUGGGAAAUCGAUACAUUUAAAUCGCUUGCGUAUUAUUGUAGUCAUAUAUAUAUAAUCUGAAAGCGUUAAAACUGAUAUAAAUUCUUAAUAUGUGAAAAGCAAAUAGUCGAGAUGCACAUGAUUUCUUUAAUUCCAUAAGAUGUUUUUCGUAAUGUCUACUUUCCUGUGUAGAUAUAAUAUACAUAUAUAUAUGUACAAAUGUAUGUGCAUUUGUUCGUGCAAGUCUAAUUAUUAUUAUUAUAAUUUGAUGUCCCCUUAUCAAUGGCAUACGCUCAAAAGUUUGUAAACUAUUUGUAUGGGCAGAUGCUUAGUGACGAUAUUAACCAAUGAUCUUAAUUAUAUAGCUAACUAUUAAUAAAUAGCUUUCGUUAACUGCAUUGUGUUGUUGUUGAUGUUAAACUAUAAAAAAAACCCAAUUAAAUUAGAAAAUGUUAGGUAAAGCAACGUUAAAAACAUUUCAAGUCAGUCACAAAGUAUUUCCUUGAACUUAAAAACAAAACUGAAAAAAACUAAUAAAAUAGAUAAAUACCCCUUCCAUUUAAUCGAAAAUGUAACUGCAAAUAUUGGAAUUAAAACAUAUUAAGUGCUUUCGUUUCUCUGAUCUCCAAUAUGCAUUCUUCCAUUUUUUUGUAAAUUAAAAAUGAGUUGGUUGAUACACAUUAACUAUUUGUUUGCCAUCGAGAUUCUGUUACUCUUUUUUUUAUGUAAUUUCUGUAAGAAAAACAUUGUAUUCCCCUAACGAUAAAAUGUAUCGAUUGUGGAAUUGCUAGGUGUCCCGUUUCCAAGAAACGAUUAAGUUAAUCGAUUAAAUUAACGCUUAUUUGUAUUGUCCAUUCCUUUUCAAUGAUUAAAAUCAGUUUGUAUUGUUAUCUAAUCAAACGUUUUUUGUGUAAUUCCAAUGAAAAUAUUUACAAAAUUAGCUGUGUAUUGAACAGCCAUUCAUUUGAGUGAUUUGUAUCGAUUCCCAAUAACAUAAAACUAUAUUAUUUAACAUAAUUUUAUAUGGCAAUAUCAAGUAUACUUUGGUUUUGACAUUAGAUCAGCGAUCGGGAUAUUCCAUACGUGUACCGAUCGCUGAAUUAGAUCGAUUUUUUGCCACCGCAGCUAUAAACUAAUAUACAUACGUGUUUCCAAUAUUUAUAUGUAAAAUGUAUUAUUUUUAAUGUUGAUUACAAAUAUAAGUCAUGAAAAUACUCUUGUGACUUACUCAAAUGGAUUGUGACGAUGGAAAUAUGCAGCAACUUAUAUUACAUAUGACCACUUUGCGUAUACACAAAUAAAGUGCAUAAA